UCCGUUGUGUUCCGUUGCUUAGUUACAGUUCCUAUGCGUUCUGUUCGCUAAGCAGAAGUUAGCCAGAUGCUAUGUUUAAGAGUUUGAGAAUAUACAAAGUUUCAAGUAAUUUGUAGUUUUUAAAACUGCUCAUUUGAAGCCAUGACAGCUAUAAAAGAUGGAGAGUACACGGCUACCAUCUACAAACUGAUUAAAGACGGCCAGUAUGUAGAGGCAGUUCACAUCCUAAACGGCCAGCUUCAAAAACACACCAAGUCCAGGGCAGCACUGUCUCUGCUGGGCUACUGCUACUAUCACAUCCAGGACUUCACCAACGCUGCAGAGUGCUACGAGCAGCUCACACAGCUGCACCCGGAGGUGGAAGAGUACAAGGUGUACUAUGCCCAGUCCCUGUACAAAGCUGGUGCUUAUCCUGAGGCCACCAAGGCUUCCUUUGUACUGGACAACCCAAGCAGUCACACGAAGAUGGUCAAGCUUCAAGCGUGUAUCAAAUAUUGUGAGGAAGAUUACUCUGCUGCCAAGUCCCUGUUGGAGCAGCUGCCCCAGGACGAUACAGACUACGUCUACAAUAUGGGUUGUUUGCUUUACCAGGAUGGAAAGCAUGAGGAGGCCUGCAAGAAGUUCAUGUCUGCCAUGCAAAUGCUGGGAUACGUGCCAGCAUUGUCCUACAACAUCGCCCUGUGUUACUACAGCCUGAAGAACUAUGCUCAGGCCCUCAAAUACAUCGGAGAGAUCAUAGAACGAGGCAUUAGGGAACAUCCAGAGUUGAGCGUCGGGAUGACAACUGAAGGCAUCGACGUCCACAGUGUGGGCAACACCCUUGUGCUGCAUCAGACAGCUCUGAUCGAAGCCUUCAACCUAAAAGCUGCCAUCGAAUACCAGCUGAAGAACUUAAAAGGAGCUCAGGAGGCUUUGACAGACAUGCCCCCCAGAUCAGAGGAGGAGUUGGACCCAGUGACACUCCACAACCAGGCUCUGGUGAACAUGGACACAAAGCCGUCAGAGGGUUUUGAGAAGUUGGCCUUCCUGCUGCAGCAGCCAUCCUUUCCUCCCGUGACCUUCGGGAACCUGCUGCUGCUCUACUGCAAACACGAGUACUUUGACCUGGCAGCUGACGUCCUGGCAGAAAACGCCCAUCUUACCUACAAGUUCCUCUCCCCGUACAUGUAUGAAUUUCUUGAUGCCUUGUUGACCUGCCAGACAGCACCAGAGGAGGCAUUUAGGAAGUUUGAAGAGAUGAACGCCAAACUGACCGAGCAGCUACGCAAGCUGGCCAAGCAGGUACAGGAAGCCAGAAUGGCUCGAGACGAUGAAGCACAGAAGAAAGCUCUGCAGGACUACGACCUGAUGCAGGAGAAGUACAUCGUGGUCCUGAUGGCCCAGGCCAAGAUCUACUGGAACCGGGAGAACUUCCAGAUGGUGGAGAAGAUUUUCCGCAAGUCGGUGGAGGUUUGUAACGAGGACGAUACUUGGAAGCUGAACGUGGCCCACGUGCUCUUCAUGCAGAACAAGUACAAGGAGGCCAUCGGCUUCUACGAGCCCAUCGUCAAGAAGCACUACGAUAACGUGGAGCAGUGUAACAUUCAGGAGUGUCCCUGCAGGUGCAAACCUUCGAUCCUGAACGUCAGCGCUGUGGUCCUGGCCAACCUGUGUGUGUCCUACAUCAUGACCAGCCAGAAUGAAGAGGCUGAGGAGUUGAUGAGGAAGAUCGAGAAAGAGGAGGAGCAGAUUUCCUACGACGACCCCGACAAAAAGGUCUUCCACCUCUGCAUCGUCAACCUGGUCAUCGGGACGCUGUACUGUGCCAAGGGCAACUAUGACUUUGGCAUCUCUCGUGUUAUCAAGAGCCUGGAGCCGUACAAUAAGAAGCUGGGGACGGACACAUGGUUCUACGCCAAGCGCUGUUUCCUCUCUCUGCUGGAGAACAUGUCCAAACACAUGGUCAUGCUGAGGGACGCUGUGGUACAGGAGUGUAUUCAGUUCCUGGAGCACUGUGAGGUCUACGGGAAGGAAGUUCCAGCUAUUAUCGAGCAGCCUCUGGAGGAGAGCCGCAUUCACAUCGGCAAGAACACCGUCACCUACGAGGCUCGACUACUCAAGGCACUGUUCUACGAGGUCAUUGGCUGGAACAAGUGACAUCGGCACACAGGUGUCAAUGUAAUGUCUGACGUCAGCUCAUCCCAGAAAGAUCACUGACUGCAGCCAGAGAUGACAUUUUGUCAACGUCUACCGCUCAAAGGAUAAUUAACAUAACACAUAACACACACACACACACACACACAGUCACUGAUGUAUUUCAAAUCAGGCCAGCAGUGCAGCUAUACACAGUAUUUCUGGGCAGCGUUUGGACUCUUUUCCAUCUUUCACUGUCUCUUGUCAGCGCACACACACAAACAAACAGAAACACACACACACACACACACACACACCCCAGGGGAAGCUUUUAUUUUGAGGUUGAGUUGAGCUGGGGGAGUUUUGGCAGAAACAUAAAAUCCCAGAGUACUCCGACAGAUCAUACAUAAUCUGUUUGUGUCACAUUCUCACAUUAUGACUGUUAAAGGAGGCUUCAGCUCCACUUUACAAAAUCUUAUAGUCAGAGAUGAUCUGCAUCUAUUAUCAUUACUACUCAAUGUAUAGAGUUAAAAAGUUUUGUAGAAGUAGAGCAGAUUUUCAGGCUAUGUUUUAUUAGUUGUGUUUAUUCUGCUAACAUAACAUACAAGAUAACAGUUUGUAUGUAAGUUCAUGUACAUACAUUCAUAAUUCAUGCUUAUAUCCUCCUUUGGUGAGUUCUGGUUGUACAGCCGUCUUAAUAUUCCAACCCUGUUUUGUGGUUUUAUAUUUGGUAAAUAAAAAGUUUGUGAAAAGCAAAAUUAUAAUUUUAAAGACAAUAAAGAUUGUUAUUU
Xiphias gladius (swordfish) is the source of this 2903-nucleotide messenger RNA. It is a transcript of the gene ift70, whose product is annotated as fleer. The record is from RefSeq and is a predicted model, not a curated record. The coding region runs from base 142 to 2136 and encodes 664 amino acids. The transcript is spliced from 20 exons. Gene Ontology annotation, biological process: intraciliary transport. Lineage: Eukaryota; Metazoa; Chordata; Actinopteri; Istiophoriformes; Xiphiidae. Gene Ontology annotation, cellular component: axonemal microtubule; intraciliary transport particle B. Gene Ontology annotation, molecular function: protein binding; intraciliary transport particle B binding.